Molecule: messenger RNA, 1943 nt
Organism: Dioscorea cayenensis subsp. rotundata (Guinea yam)
Lineage: Eukaryota; Viridiplantae; Streptophyta; Magnoliopsida; Dioscoreales; Dioscoreaceae
Product: nuclear transport factor 2-like
Exons: 11
Coding region: 231-1736 (501 amino acids)
Cellular component (GO): cytosol; ribonucleoprotein complex
Molecular function (GO): mRNA binding
Source: RefSeq, a predicted model, not a curated record
ACCCUUUUAACCAAACCCCUCCAUUUAAAAAGGCCUUUCGCCUUCGCCGCCUCCUCGCAGUUCCCUUUCUCCCUCGCUUCCGAUCUCUAGGGCAUCUCCGAUCUCCGUCUCGUCGGCGUCGGGCACCGGUCCUCCGAUCCGAGGCCGGAAAGCUCUUCUUCAGUUCCCCCGCACUCUAUCUGUGUAACUUUAUUUGCUUAGUUGAUAAGAAGCAGUCUUAUAAAACUGACAUGACGAUGCCUGCUACUGAGUCUAUGACUCAUCCAAAGCCCGAAGUGGUUGGUCGUGCAUUUGUUGAACAGUAUUACAAGGUUUUUCAUCAUUCUCCUGAAAUUGUUCACAAGUUUUACCUGGAUUCAAGUGUUCUGAGUCGCCCAGAUUCCAAUGGAGUGAUGACAUCUGUGACAACUUUGGAUGAAAUCGAUAAGUUGGUUCUGUCAUUAGACAGCCAAAACUUCUUUGUGGAGCUGGAGACAGUUGACUCUCAGACAUCUUACAAGGAUGGUGUGUUCAUUUUAGUCACAGGAUGCUUGAAAGGUACUAGUGAUGGGAUUCGUCGAAAGUUUAGCCAGUCUUUCUUCCUAGCCCAUCAAGACAAAGGAGCUUACUUUGUCCUAAAUGAUGUGUUUCGGUAUGUCGAUGAGAGUCAGCCAAGGGAAACAGAGCAAGUGUUUGUUAAUGGUGCUAACGGCUACUCUGUUGUACCACCUCCAACCUUGGAACAGGAGCCAGCCUCAAUUGAAGAGCAUCAUGUGGAGGAGCCCGCUAUCCCUCCUCCUUCAGAGGUAGUUCUGGAAAAUGGGAAUGAAGUUUCCAACCCAACAGAGAAUGGUGGUUCAGCAGUUGAAGUUGAGAUUGUUAUGGAUCAACAAUCUCUUCCAAAUGGAAAUGCUGCACCAAAUGUUCCGGAGCCCACAGCUAGUGUUCCUCGGGAACCUGCUCCCAUGAAGUCCUAUGCUUCAAUUGUUAAAUUCACAAAAGGGAGCACACCGAUAGUAUCAGAUUUUGUGUCUAUUGCCAAGGAUAGGCCAAGCACUGUGACUGAGAAAGUGUCUGUGAUUUCUACUAAAGCCAAUAUUCCCUCCAAGCCCACUGCUCCACCAACCGAAACCCCAUCAUCUGCUAGCAGCAAUAAUGUUGUUGAGAGCAACAAUCCUCAUGAUGUGGAAGGUCAUUCCAUUUAUAUCAAGAACCUGCCUUUGAAUGCAACUGCUGCACAAGUGGAGGAGGUGUUCAGUAAAUUUGGAACCAUCAGACCUGGUGGUGUGCAAGUCAGAAACCACAAGAUUGAUCGGUUCUGCUUUGGCUUUGUUGAAUUUGAGUCGUUGGCUUCCAUGCAGGCUGCUAUUGAGGCAUCACCAGUGAUGAUUACCGGCCGCCCAGUAUUUGUUGAGGAGAAGAAGACCACAACACGAGUUAUUAACGGCGUUGUCAGCAUUGGAAGUGGUACUGGGGGAAGCAGCUCCACCGGCAGCAAUGCUAGAGGGCGGUACCCUAGUGCGAGGGGUGGAUUCCGGAAUGAUAAUUUUAGGGGAAGAGGAGGCUUUGGCAAUAACCAGAGCAUUGGGAGGGGUGACUUCAGGAGCCGGAAUGAUUAUGCCGGUCGUGGUCAGUAUGCAAAUCGAGGCCGAGGCCAAGCUGGUCGGAAUGGUGAAACUUACCAGCAACGAGUUCCGAAUGGAAAUGGCAGGGUGGACCAUCCAAUUAGUAUCAACCAAAGUGCAGCACCAGCAUGAAGACAUUAAGCCAUGGGGGGACUAACCAUCAAUUGAGGUCUGGAAAUGUCAAUUGUGUUCUCUUUUUAUAUUCUAGUAGUUCUUAGAUUCUGUAUGCCAAUCUAUGUCUGAACCGGAGAAAAAAAAAAAAGAAGAAAAAAAAAACAGCCAUUUUUGACUCUACCUGUUACUUCAUUAUUGAUCUUAUUAGACUUCUAAAUUUUUUUA